Electrophorus electricus (electric eel) is the source of this 4290-nucleotide messenger RNA. Lineage: Eukaryota; Metazoa; Chordata; Actinopteri; Gymnotiformes; Gymnotidae. The record is from RefSeq and is a predicted model, not a curated record.
AUGGAUCGUGAACAAGGGAUGGACAGCAAUAGCUACCGCUAUGAAGAAGAGGAAGAUCAUGAGUCCAUUUACAUCGGCGUCCCAGCCUCUCGGGGCUACCGGCGUAGACGCAGACGCCGGCGCUCGUCGAUGUCCAGCCUCGAGGCCAUGGAUGCUGAGAGAGCGCCGUGUGACGACCACCGCCAACGCGAGCACCGCGACCCAGAGCCCACGAGCCCGGAGCAAGCAGAGCACAGCCUGGACAUCAGCAGGAACAUAUCCCCAGCUGCAGAGCGUCUGCGGUAUAUUUUAGGAGACGCUGAAGAUGCCACGCCCACACCCACCCUCUUCACCGAGAUGGACACACUCCAACACGAGGGUGAUGAACUAGAGUGGAGGGAGUCGGCCAGAUGGGUGAAGUUUGAGGAGAAGGUGGAGGAGGGUGGUGAGAGGUGGAGCAAGCCGCAUGUGUCCACGCUGUCGCUGCACAGCCUGUUCGAGCUGCGCACGUGCCUGCAGACCGGCGUGGUUCUUCUCGACCUGGACGGCUACUCCCUGCCACAGAUCGUAGAUGACAUCAUUGAGCGUCACGUGGAGGAGGGCGUGGUUGGCCCGGAGCUGAGGGACAAGAUCAGCUUUGUGCUGCUGAGGAAACACAGGCACCAGACCAAGAAGCCCAUCCACCACUCCCUGGCUGACCUGGGCAAGGGCAGCUCCGCCCCCUCGCGGAGUCUGGCCUGUGCCCUCCCUUCUGCCUUCAGCCGCUCCACAGAAGACUUGCGCAGUUGUGGACAUCUGCGUCAUACACAAAGCAGAAGUAUGAAUGAUAUUUCCUAUGUCCCAAGCACAGAACAGUUGAAGAACAGGUUCAUGAAGAAGAUUCCGAGGGACGCGGAGGCCUCCAACGUGCUGGUGGGGGAGGUGGACUUCCUCCCCAGACCCUUCGUGGCAUUCGUGCGGCUGGCUCAGGCCACGACGCUGGGUGGUCUCACUGAGGUCCCGGUGCCCACCAGAUUCCUGUUUGUGCUUCUGGGGCCUCCUGACAAAGCCAAGUCCUACAGCGAGAUCGGCCGGGCAAUUGCUACACUGAUGGUGGAUGACCUUUUCAGCGACGUGGCCUACAAGGCCAGGGACCGAGACGACCUGAUCGCGGGUAUCGAUGAAUUCUUGGACGAGGUGAUCGUACUCCCACCUGGCGAGUGGGACCCCAACAUCCGCAUCGAGCCCCCCAAGAAAGUGCCCUCGGCAGAGCAAAGGAAGUCGGCGUUCUCCCUGAACGAGCUUGGUCAGACCAACUGCGUGCCGGGCACCGGCGGCGCGGACAAGGAGAUGCCCAUGCCGCAUGAGCUUGGCGAGGAGCUCCUGCACACCGGCAGGUUUUGUGGCGGCCUCCUCCUGGACAUCAAGCGGAAGCUGCCCUGGUACUUCAGCGACUUCUACCAGGGCUUCCACAUCCAAUCACUCUCAGCUGUGCUCUUCAUCUACAUGGGCUGUGUCACCAAUGCCAUCACCUUCGGGGGCCUCCUUGGGGAUGCCACAGACAACUACCAGGGGGUGAUGGAGAGUUUCCUGGGCACGGCCCUGGCCGGCGCCGUCUUCUGUCUGCUUGGCGGCCAACCCCUCAUCAUCCUCAGCUCCACAGGGCCCAUCCUCAUCUUCGAGAAGCUGCUCUACGACUUCAGCAAGAGCAGUGCCCUCGACUACAUGGAGCUCCGUCUGUGGGUGGGCAUGCACGCCUGCUUACAGUGCCUCGUCCUGGUAGCCGCCGACGCGAGCUGCGUCAUCAGGUACGUGACGCGCUUCACGGAGGAGGGCUUCUCAAGCCUCAUCUCCCUCAUCUUCAUCUCCGACGCUGUCAAGAAGAUGGCUGCCACCUUCCGCUCCUACCCCAUCGACGCAGCCUUCAGCCCUGAGCGCAUCGCCGCCUACAAGUGUGAGUGCGUCGCGCCUGACUCGGGUGAUAUCUCAUUAUUAUGCGAUACUACUCCGUCUCCCUCGCUCGACCCCCCGCGCGUCUCUGCGUCUCAGACGAAUUUAACAGCUCUGGACUGGAGCCAGCUGGGUAAGAGUGAGUGUGUGAAGUACGGCGGCUCUCUGGUGGGGAACUCCUGCGGCUACGUCCCUGACCUGGCGCUCCUGUCCUUCAUCCUGUUCUUCGGGACCUACUCCACGACCGUCUCACUGAAGAAGUUCAAGUUUACACGCUACUUCCCCACUAAGGUGCGGAAGCUUAUCAGUGACUUCUCCAUUUUCAUGUCCAUCGUGACGUUUGUGGGUCUGGACAUGGCAAUGGGUCUGAAAACACCCAAACUCAUUGUGCCCACUGAGUUCAAGCCGACCCGUCCAGACCGAGGCUGGCUCGUCAUGCCCUUCGGGAAGAACCCGUGGUGGGUGUCCCUGGCCAGCUUCGCCCCCGCCCUGCUCGUCACCAUCCUCGUCUUCAUGGACCAGCAGAUCAGUGCCGUCAUCGUCAACCGGAAGGAAAACAAGCUCAAGAAAGGGUGCGGGUACCACCUGGACCUGUUCUGGGUGGGUGUGCUUCUGGCUCUCUGCUCUCUGGUGGGCCUGCCUUGGUACGUGGCUGCCACCGUCAUCUCCAUCGCCCACAUUGACUCCCUCAGGAUGGAGAGCGAGUCGAGCGCCCCGGGCGAGCAGCCACAGUUCCUGGGCGUGAGGGAGCAGCGAAUGACCGGCAUCCUGGUCUUUGUGUUAACCGGAACCUCCAUCUUCCUGGCCCCCGUUCUGCAGUUGAUCCCCAUGCCGGUGCUCUAUGGCGUCUUCUUCUACAUGGGUGUGGCCUCUCUCAGCGGCAUCCAGUUCUGGGACAGGGUCAAGCUGUUCCUCAUGCCGGCGAAGCACCAGCCGGAUCACGACUACCUGCGCCACGUGCCCCUCCGCCGGGUCCACCUCUUCACACUCCUGCAGAUCACCUGCCUGGCUGCGCUCUGGGCCCUCAAGUCCACCGUUCUCGCCAUCAUCUUCCCCGUCAUGAUCCUCGGCCUGAUGCUAGUGCGAAAGCUGCUGGACGCGGCGUUUUCGCAGCACGACCUGGCUUGGCUCGACGACUUGCUGCCCUGGCCGAAGCGGACGAGGAGUAACCGCCGUAACUGCGGCGGCGGGAAGGACGGCGACAUGGACGGCGAAAAGCGCCUGUGGUGGUCUGGUUGUGACCCGGGAGCAGCGGAUCUGGGCUACAGAGUCGGAGAAGAGGGAGACGUCUGGAGCGCGACACCCACCCCUGUCCUGCAAAGGAGGGGUCACGCCUCUGGCCCUCGGCCUUCGGAUGUCCCCUCCAUCGCGUCACCUCUCCCCCCUCCUCUUUCUCGCACCGGUAACGGGACCUUGGCGUCCCGCGGCAUCACCCUACACCUUAAGAUCUCGUGCCCUCCGUCGCCGGGGGCAGAGGCAGGUGGCAUCCAGCUCGCUCUGCCUCAGGUCAAGAUCGAGAUAGAGUCCGAGGACGACGACACGGAUGCGGAGCUGAGGGACUGGGAAUGCGAACGGGGCAACGAGAUGACCCUCUGACCGCACUCACCUCUUACACGCGUUUUGAUCUUAAUAAAACACGACUCAGGUUUUCUCUGAACAGGAUUUCAAGUGAUUUCUGGGAACCAGUGUGUUUGGCUUUGCAGUUUUUUUUUAACUGGGGAACCUGACAACAUUGAAUGAAUACAAGAACUAUUUCUCAGCGACUUAAUGGUUGUAAUAUGAAACAUGGAACUACUUAAUGUGUGCUUGCAUGCUACAAACCUUCAUUGUCCUUUGUAUUAAGACCCAAAUCAAACCUUUAAAAAAUUCAAUGAAAUUGGUGAAGGAAAAUUUAGGUCCAGAGGAGAUGUAAACUGGGGUUGAAGCAUUGUGUUCUUUUGUUCCCUGAAUGUAUUUUAGGUCAAUGCCUUUAUAUUGAAAUGUAUGUAGAAUCUACACCUUUAAAAAAAAUGUACUAACUUUAUUAGCUAGAAAAAAAAUGUUAUUGCAGAGAACUGUGGAGUAUCACUUUUUCCCUAAGAGUAUCACCUUUUCCCUAAGACAUCUGGGAAAAGGGACACUGCGUGAAGCCGGAGCUUUCCUGUGAAGGACAUUUUGUGCCUGUGCACCACACACAGCCUUGCAGCUGGCUCCUUCCAGCUCCUCGCGUGGCUUAAACGAACCAGAGGAAUAGGAACAUCGGAAAGGAGACGUGGCUUUAAAAAUAACACCCCCGUUCCUUGACUUUACAACAGUUGGAAUGGCAGAAAAGGGAAACAUCGGGUUUGUGUGAGGAGCGGCGAGGCUGGUUUGUCUCCAGCUGUGUGUGGAGGGGUCGGCGGU